UCAGAGGUAACAAAAGAAAUGUAUGAACUUGGCUGCAAAAUAAAAGCAUGCGACCAACAAACAGAGUUGAAAGAACAGGCAGACCUCAUGUGCCAACUUGGACAAGAGUAUAUCAGAUCAGCAGAGACCUCUGAUAUCUGGUAUGAACACUACGUUUGGUCCUGUGCAUUAUAUAAUGCAGCCAAAUGUCGAAUAAAGAAACUGAUUAGAAAACAAACCGAUGGCACAAACACAGCUCUUAAAGAUGACUUGGAACACAUUGACAAACAACUCCAGCUUAUAGAAAGUAACUUUGUAGAGAAGUGUCAGGCCACAAAACAUUGCGAGCUAUCAACAAAAACUACAACACAAAAGUAUAGCAACACACUUGAAAAUAUACGAGAGUACUCAAACACCACCGUAAAUGACAUCAUUGAGAAAUACAUGGUAGUUGAUGAUGUGACCACAGAGAUGGAAGACGAAGAUGAAGACAAUACAAUAAAACACAGCAAGGUGUUUUAUAAUGGACUAACACAACAGCUUUUAGAUUUUUAUAAGUCUAUUAUCAAUGAUUGUAUUUCUGUUUUAGGACAUCCUGAUUGUAACUUUGCAUUCUUAGCACUGGGUUCCCUGUCCAGAAAAGAGGUCACUGCUUAUUCAGAUCUUGAGUGGGCAAUAUUGUUUGAUCCUUUAGAUAAACCAGUCGAUCAUAUCAAAAUGCAAUUGCGCAUGAUAGCCUAUUACAUGCAUUUGAAGGUGCUUAACAUUGGGGAAACAUUGCUAAACUGCUUAGACAUACCUGUUUUAACAGAUUAUAACAAACACCUACCCCCUGACAUGAAAGACAAUGACUUUUAUGACAAAGCAACCACAAGGGGAAUUUCCUUUGAUGGGACACAACCUUGGGCUAGCAAAACAGCUAUUGGUAGGAAAACAGGAGUUGAUCCCAAUAAACCUCCCAAACUUGAACUUAUCAUGAAUGUUGAUGAGAUGAGCAAGUUUCAGUAUACAGAUGAAUCAAUCAAAGAGGGUUAUCACCUUAGUGACGUUCUCAUGACAUCAACACUCAUAACUGGAGAAUUUGCCUUAUGGAAAGAAUACAAUGAAAAAGUACAUUCCAUUCUAUCAUCACCAUCCACCACUAACCCAGAUGUCACUAUAGGUAGAGAACGAGCAAUAAAAACUCUUAAGAAAGAUUUAGAAAAAUACAGUGAAAAUCCCCUGUCAUCAGAAUCAUUCACUCAGAAAAUGCAUACAAAGCAUGAUAUAUACAGAUUUGCUACAAUCACUAUAAAUAUUCUGAAACUCAUGCAUGGUUGCACAUCAUUUGCGCCCCUACAUGUGCUAGAGGAAUUGCAAGGGAAGGGAAUCCUACCUGAAGGGGCAACAAAAGAUCUACAAAUCAUGGUUUGUAGUGUCAUUAACCUUAGACACAUGGUUUAUGGAAGGUAUAAGCAACAAAAAGAAUUCAUAUCAUUCUUACCAAGUGACUCUCAAGAUGAUGAAACAACAGAAGUGAUGCCAGUCAGAAGUUUUACAGCCAUUCUACGAUUUUUUAACACAUUUAUUCCCUGGUGUGAAUUCCUUCAAUCAAACUUGAAUGUAAGUGGCACCUGGACAUAUGACAAGAGGUACAUUGAAGGAAACAAUGAAGUGAAAGCACAAUUAUAUAACAACAUUUUCUUUUUCAAGAGGGCAUUGUACACUUAUCAUAAAGAGUUAAAUACACUUCAAAAUCUUGAAGAAGGAGAGCAAGAGUUAGAAAUAGCUUCCAUACAGAAUGCAAUAGGUUUACUGUAUGAGUCACAAGGCUCAGAUGCACUGCAACAUCAUUAUGACAGUCUGAGAAUAAUGAAAAAAAACAAUGAUGAAAGCAGGGUCUCUAUGUCACUUAACAACAUAAGCCUUGUGUAUGAAAGCAUGGGAGAUCUGGCUAAAGCACUGGAAUAUCAACAGGAAGGUCUGAAAAUGGACAGACUUAUACACAAAGACAAUCCCCACCCAGAUGUUGCUACAUCACUCAGCAAUAUAGGAGUUGUGUAUGAAAGCAUGGGAGAUCUGGCUAAAGCACUUGAAUAUCAACAGGAAAGUCUGAAAAUGGACAGACUUAUACACAAAGACAGUCCCCACCCAAGUAUUGCUACAUCACUCAGCAAUAUAGGACUUGUGUAUGAAAGCAUGGGAGAUCUGGCUAAAGCACUUGAAUAUCAACAGGAAGGUCUGAAAAUGAAAAGACUAAUACACAAAGACAAUCCCCACCCAAGUGUUGCUACAUCUCUGAACAACAUAGGGGCUAUGUAUAAAAACAUGGGAGAUCUGGCUAAAGCACUUGAAUAUCAACAGGAAAGUCUGAAAAUGAAAAGAGUAAUACACAAAGACAAUCCCCACCCAAGUGUUGCUACAUCUCUGAACAACAUAGGGGCUAUGUAUAAAAACAUGGGAGAUCUGGCUAAAGCACUGGAAUAUCAACAGGAAAGUCUGACAAUGUCCAGACUAAUACACAAAGACAAUCCUCACCCAAGUGUUGCUACAUCUCUGAACAACAUAGGGCUUUUGUAUGAAAGCAUGGGAGAUCUGGCUAAAGCACUGGAAUAUCAACAGGAAGGUCUGACAAUGAAAAGACUAAUACACAAAGACAAUCCCCACCCAAGUGUUGCUACAUCACUCGGCAAUAUAGGACUUGUGUAUAAAAGCAUGGGAGAUCUGACUAAAGCACUUGAAUAUCAACAGGAAAGUCUGAAAAUGGAAAGACUAAUACACAAAGACAAUCCCCACCCAAGUGUUGCUACAUCUCUGAACAACAUAGGGCUUUUGUAUAAAAACAUGGGAGAUCUGGCCAAAGCACUGGAAUAUCAACAGGAAAGUCUGACAAUGUCCAGACUAAUACACAAAGACAAUCCUCACCCAAGUGUUGCUACAUCUCUGAACAACAUAGGGCUUUUGUAUGAAAGCAUGGGAGAUCUGGCUAAAGCACUGGAAUAUCAACAGGAAGGUCUGACAAUGUAUAGACUAAUACACAAAGACAAUCCCAACCCAAGUAUUGCUACAUUACUCAGCAAUAUAGGACUUGUGUAUGAAAGUAUGGGAGAUCUGGCCAAAACACUGGAAUAUCAACAGGAAAGUCUGACAAUGAAAAGACUAAUACACAAAGACAAUCCCCACCCAAGUGUUGCUACAUCACUCGGCAAUAUAGGACUUGUGUAUAAAAGCAUGGGAGAUCUGACUAAAGCACUUGAAUAUCAACAGGAAAGUCUGAAAAUGGAAAGACUAAUACACAAAGACAAUCCUCACCCAAGUGUUGCUACAUCUCUGAACAACAUAGGGCUUUUGUAUGAAAGCAUGGGAGAUCUGGCUAAAGCACUUGAAUAUCAACAGGAAGGUCUGACAAUGAAAAGACUAAUACACAAAGACAAUCCCCACCCAAGUGUUGCUACAUCUCUGAACAACAUAGGGCUUUUGUAUGAAAGCAUGGGAGAUCUGGCUAAAGCACUUGAAUAUCAACAGGAAGGUCUGACAAUGAAAAGACUAAUACACAAAGACAAUCCCCACCCAAGUGUUGCUACAUCACUCGGCAAUAUAGGACUUGUGUAUAAAAGCAUGGGAGAUCUGACUAAAGCACUAGAAUAUCAACAGGAAAGUCUGAAAAUGGAACGACUAAUACACAAAGACAGUCCCCGCCCAAGUGUUGCUGCAUCACUGUGCAACAUAGGUGUAACACAUGAGGAAAUGGGGAAGCACAAAGAAGCUUUGUCUCAUUACUUUGAAGCUCUAAACAUUGCUCAUCAGUACAGAGGGGAUUCACACCCUGAUUACAUAACAGCAUUGGAAUUGAUUGACAAGUGUAAGGAAUAAACCCUGUCUUCCUGCACUCUUAUAUAACACUUACUUAUACAAUAUCAAUGGCAUUUAACACUGCCCCCAGGAUUCCGUGUUUGCAGAGCGCGGACGGAAUUUGCCUCUGCCCGCGGAAUUGCAGAAUCAACUAUUUUGGUCAAUUUCCGCGGAAUUUUCCGCAGAAUCCAUAUAUUUUCCAAAAGUUUAAAAAGUCAGUCUUACCUGUAACAAUUUGACACGUUUUUAGUCAAAUCCCUUGCAGAAAUAACCCAAA
This is a messenger RNA of Owenia fusiformis, 4087 nucleotides long. Lineage: Eukaryota; Metazoa; Annelida; Polychaeta; Sabellida; Oweniidae. The record is from the annotation of a GenBank genome assembly.